Aspergillus ibericus CBS 121593 is the source of this 4761-nucleotide messenger RNA. RefSeq lists its product as uncharacterized. The annotation marks the transcript as partial. The record is from RefSeq and is a predicted model, not a curated record. The transcript is spliced from 7 exons. Lineage: Eukaryota; Fungi; Ascomycota; Eurotiomycetes; Eurotiales; Aspergillaceae.
GAAGCGAUGUCUAUGUUACUUGCCUUUUGCCUCGGGGAAUGGAUCAACGCAUACCUUGCGAGUAAGAAACAUCGAACGCUCAAAGAUCUUCGAGCCAUGGAAGACUUUGGGCCAUGGCUUUACGCCUGGUUGAAGGACGACGGUACCAUUGAUAACCUGAUAUGGAAUGCCGAACAAGAUCAUGACUGGCGUUUACCCAUCUACUUGUUGUUCGUUGCGGAUUAUCUAAAGUACCAACCGGGUGAAAUCCCCGUCUACGGAGCCCACUAUACCCUGCGCCCAAGCUAUCAGAUUCUGCAACGUUGGUCGCGCGUGAAUUAUGAUAAACAUACGGCCAAUGAUCCACAGAUGACUGAUGACCACGUCGUGUACUGCGGCCAGUUAAGCACAAUCGCCUUCGUACCGGAGACGGCAACUGGACUCAUACAACCCACAGCGACGUUUACGGUGACGAAAGAGUUCUACCACUAUGACGUUGGCCUUGAAUGUAGUAGAGCACCAUCAGACCAGGAUUAUUCCAGUGCAAUCCAUGACAGCCUCGCCAGGCUGAGCGAUAAAGAGGAUGUCAUUAACAAAUUCAAGUCUUGGAUCCAGACAAUUUCAGACAACUACCAAUCGCUGCAUUUUGCCAAAUGGAACAAUGCCGUGGACCGCUCAUUCUCGCAGGACAAAUGGGCUGAGGUUAACGACUGGCCCGACUUGCAUCUAUGGACAUGUGAUCCAAUGGACACCCAGCCGUGCGGCUCACAACUUCUGCCACAAACCCAAGUGCUUAUGGCUGAAUCUGGAGCCACACCCAUAGAGAAAGUACGGACAGGCGACAUGAUGCUCUGCUCGAUAGAUCCAGAGAGAUGUGAAGCGGUUGAGCAAUUGUCUCGUGUGUCGCAAAAAGUUACACUGAUGGGAUUUAAUGGAGAACCCGCUUUUGCCACCGUAUCGCAGGUAUUCAGAACCACAACGGGUCUACGUGCCGUUGAUCCUCGUGCAGCGCACGCGUUGAAUCCCUUCCAGCGGGUUGGACGACUGGCAGUCGGCCAUUGCGUAUACAGGCUCCACGAGGGCUUGUAUCAAGUAGUGGAACUCAAUUCAAUUGAAAUCAUGCCUCAGACUAUGCAGACACUUUGCGGAGUGUCGCUUAGAGGGGGUGUGCAGUGUCAUCACGCCAAUGGAUACCUGGUCGCCUGUAACGACCCCGUAUACUCGGCGAGAUCAAUUGCAAAUCAAUUGGAGCAACUACCCGUGGCCAAACGUCAGUCGUUCCUCGCCAGUUGUGAGGAGCUCUCACCGAUCUUUCGACAACACGACAUUCAGACCAUCAAAGCCAGGUUAGACCGCGAGAUAUUUGACUUCCAACAAGCCCCGUGGCGCGUAUUCCUGCGUAAACAGCCCACCGCCUGGCAAUCCAAGGGGGAUUUUCUAGAUACGAUAGAAAGCCGGUUUCGAUUGACUGCAUGCCAUCCAAAACUCUUACCGUCCGGGUAUCAACUACCAGACCUGGUUGUUGUUGAUGGAAGGAUUGUCGCCGACGGUCAAGUGAUAGUGCAUACAGCGUGUGAUGAGGCUUCUAGGACAAUCCGAUGGACUCGAAAGAUCCCACAUCAGCAUGAGUAUGAACACGCAUACUUGCGAGUUUUUUCUAACAGAGUAUCGGGCUCAGGAGUCAUUUACCUUACGGCUGAUGCCAUUCCAACAGGCGUCCAUGCUACGGCAAACGUCCAUCCUUUCCGCGCCCUUUCGAUCUGUCCCACUCAGGAAAGCGUACAGCGGAAAGGUGAUAUUGAUCCGUCGUUUACGGCUAACCACACAUUUCAGCUACAGUUUGAUAAAGAGGUUUGGCCAGCGGAUGUUCCGGAUUGGAACAACGUGAAGAAUCCCGUCGAUGGCGGACAAAUCAUCUUCGGCUCCGUUACUCCUGAGGAGAACUAUAGCGUUCAGACAGCCCGGAUACCUCUCUUAGACGAUCUUCAGCAGAAGAUAAACAGCAGUUACGGAAAAAGCCUUGAGCCACUCUACCGCACCACGCAGACGUACCUCAAGAACGGUCAUACGCUCUAUACGGUCCAAAUGAAUCGGGCAGCGUGGGUUCCUUUCCUCGCGGAAAACUGGAGCAAGGACAACAACUUUAAUGUCACCUUCAAAUCGGAACUGAAUGUUGGCCUGACCCUCCCGUGCCUGUUCCAGGAGCUCAAACUGGAAGUAGAUCCCCUGUUUCCGAGCAAUAACAAGGCAGUCCUAUACGAAUAUCAUCCCUCCAUGCGUGGGAUGAAGGGGAAUCGGCACUAUGUUUCCAUCACGAGAGCACAGCCGGAGAGCGAAUACUUUCAGCGAAUGCGAGCCACGAUCUCUCGAGCUUUCAUAGAAUAUUCAUCGCUGCCCUUGAAGGCUAACGACCGGCAGCCGGCAGAGGUCACCACGCACCUUGACCAGUAUCGGGAUCUCGACGUCCCUGGCCUGAUUGACCAUUAUGAAUAUAACGAUCAAGUCCACAAUUCUACCCAAGGAGUAAUCCAAGACAUGAUGCUCUAUCAUAUGAAUCAGGACGAUCGGGAGACCUUCACGCAACUGAGCAAACCAGAUGAUCUCCCAGCUGAGCUUGCCGAUAAGCUCAGUGAUGAUAUUAAAACGUUCUUACGCACCAAGUAUGCCCCUGCAUGGCUAUGUCAAUCCUUUGUCGCCUCCGACAAGUAUGCAGGCAAGUUCACGGACAAGGAGAAAAAGAAGCUCUGGUACUGGUGGCACGGGAAUGGGAAGAAUUGUCUCGCUCAGGCAACGGAGUACAACGACAUCAACAAACUCGCAUCGACAGAAGCGGUCAAGAAAUCCUAUAAAUCUUGGAUUAUGCCUUACCUGCAACAGAACCCACAAGACUGGGCGCAGAGGAUGUUGAAGGUUUUACAGGUCCCUGUGGUGUUGGACUUUUUCGUGCAGAAUCCCAUUCAACCCGCAACGGGAAGAACCAAUGCCAUCAACCAGCAAGCCACGAUCAUGCACGUUCUGGAUCCCACUGACAAUCUUCCGGAUAGCUGGUGGCAGAGGAUCAUGACUUAUACGAUGCAACGCGGUCUGGAGAGUCCCACAAUUAGCGGAGACCAGGAAGAAGCGCGUCAGUUCCUUGGGAGUGCAAUAUCCACACUGAUCAUCAAAGUAAUCUCUCCCGACGGCACGAUCCCCGGAGAGGUCCAGUCGGAGCUACUGAAGGACGUGGAACAGUAUGAGACAGACAAUAAAUUGGACCAGAGUCAAAGUGCAGAAAAGCGCGCGGCCAACAUUCUUAGUCGAGAAAGUGAUAUGCUGGAUGAGGCUAGCAAAUGGGCUACCGGGGUAGCGCAAGCCGGCCUAGACGAAGCGUACAAUGGCGCCUCAUUAUACCAAUGGGCCAAUCAGACAUUCGACCAGCUCCAGAACAAGUACAAUACAAGCAAAAACCUGAAGGGCAUAGUCUCGGCAGGCAUGGUUGCUUUUAGAAUGUUCCAGGUUGCCAAAAUUAUGGUCGGCCUGGUCCAUGACUGGAGCUCAAUGACGGAUGAUGAGCGAUCGAAAUCGGUUCUAGAACUGCUGCAAAAUACGACCAAGGGUCUCGACAACGCUUUCGAGACCUGGAAGAUCUGGAAAGGGAGAACAGGUAUGUACGUUGCGGACCAAGUGGACACUAUGGAGCUAGACCAGGGAACGUAUCGUGCACUUGACGAGCGUGCGUCGAACUUGGCCGCUAUGGGGGAGGAGGUGAAUGGUGAGGGUGGGCUCGGUUCAGCAAUCGGCGAGCACAUUGCAGGAGACGGGGUCCCGACGGAAUCGACGAUCGAGGAGGAAUUCAACGAAUCUGCCGACGAGAUCCCGGACGGCUUAACCCCCGCAGAAGAAGAAAGUGCAUCCGAGUUCCGGAUUCAGGGCAAUGUCUUGAAGAUCCUCUCUGCGGCCUUGGGACUGGGCAUCGCUAUUGCCAUGACCUUUAGCCUCGUUCAUGACUGGGACAAUCUCAGUACAUUCGACAAAGUCAUGGGCGUGUUGGCCGUGGUGGUUCAGUUCCUGACGGUAGCCCUGGACAUAGCAGAUGUAGGGAUCAGCACUGGCCUCUGGACGGUGAGCGCAACACUCGCUGCCGCCAUCCCUGUAGCUGGAUGGGUCUUGAUCAUACUUGGGGUCCUCCUCACUGUCAUAAGCUUCCUGGUUCAUCUAUUUGGCGGUGGCGCGCCGCCAGAUCCUGUGGAGAAGUAUAUCGACCAUACCGGCAAACCGCUCAUUGAUGGGUUUACUGAGGCACCUGAUCCUCGACUCGACUACUCGGUUUCGCCUUCUCGCUUAACCCCGGGACGCACUACCCAGCUUACGGUGAUUGGCACCAACAACACUAGCCAGGACGUCUCUCUGGCUGGUGUCUCGGUCUCGCUAUAUAGUGGGGAUGAUGACAGCUGCGUGUUCAGUGACACGGAGAACUUUGUUCUGGUGGACGAAGACGAUCCUGACAGCAGUCAGCCGGAUCAUGUCUACAUCUCGCCUUCCAGUGUCGCUAUUGGAAGCUUGCCGUUCCGGACCACUCUGCAGGCCGAUAGCCGGGUCUAUUACCAGUAUGAUUUGCAGGUCGGGGGCCCCAGACAAGAGAAGCAACGAAUGCUGCAACAGCUUGUCUUGAAACCAGCAGCUCGCUUUUCUGCCGUGUGGACGGCGACGGUGAGUACGCAGGGGUCAGAUGUCAAGGUGGAUGUUGUUGAGAAGACCAGCGAUGAUAUGAGCCAUGCGCUGUUGAGUGUUGGCCUGUCUUGA